Messenger RNA from Schistosoma bovis, 1656 nucleotides. The record is from the annotation of a GenBank genome assembly. Lineage: Eukaryota; Metazoa; Platyhelminthes; Trematoda; Strigeidida; Schistosomatidae.
AAUGCAUUUUCUGACAGAUAAAUGAAUAAUCAACUAACCUGUUGAAAUCAAUAGUUCAUUUCAUUUUAAUUAAAUUGUUACUCAACCAAUUAUUCCAUAUGUCCCGUAUAUUUUUACAAUAAAAUUGACCGUAACUUGCAAAACAAAAAAAUUGGAAUUUAUUAUUACUCUACGUGAAAGUUACUAACAUUUAUUCACUCAUUACUAUUGUGAAUACAUAAUUAUGUCAUCGGGAUAUCGUUUAGUUGCACUAUUGCUAUUUGUUACAUUAUGGAUUUAUAUUAUUUAUGAAAUAAAACAUUCAUCAAUGAUUAUACUGGGUGGAGAAUUUGAUCCAGUUUGUAAAUAUAAAAUGAAGCCAAUGUAUCAACCUUAUUAUGAUUUUCAUAAUGAUACUAUACAUAUUGCUAUGCUAUUAGCUGAUGGUAUUGACAAUUGUUAUCAAGCUGAAACACAAAUUAAAUCAAUUUUAUUCCAUCAAAAAAGAUGGUAUCCAUCUAAAGAUGAUUGUUGUCAUUUUAAACAUUUCACACAUAUUAAUUCAAAUUGGUUAACAGCAAUUGAUCGUGUUCAAUCAUUUAAUGAAGCUAAACGUCAACGAUUUCCGAUUGUAUUUCAUCUUAUUGUUGAUCAAUUAACAUAUGAAUUUAUGAAUAGAUUAAUGUCUGAUUGGGGAUUAGAUGGGAUCAGUGUACAAUUUUAUCCAAUUAAAAACUAUGAAGCACAGGUCAAAUCAUUUAAAUCUGGACAUUACUCUGGACAUAAAAGUUAUCUCAAAUUAUUAAUUACACAAAUUUUACCUACUGAAAUCAAGAAAGUUAUUGUACUGGAUGCAGAUAUAUUAUUGAAUGAUGACAUAUCAAAUCUAUGGAGCAUAUUUGACGAAUUCAGCAAGGAUCAAUGUAUCGGUAUUGCCGCGGAACAGAAUCCAACUUUCUACAGCAAUAUGGGAAAAAGGUUUUGGCCAGCAUUGGGUUACGGUUAUAAUGCUGGUAUUUUAUUAAUUCAUUUAACUAAAUUACGAGCAAGAGGUUGGGAUGAAAUUUGGAUGAAAACUGCAUUCAAUUUAAUGAGAGAAAAACGCAUUUUACCAACUGGUGAACAAGAUGUUAUUAACGCUGUAUUGAAUCGAAAUAAACGUUGGUUAUACGAGAUACCUUGUAAAUGGAAUAUUCAACUAAGUGCAUUUUCAAUACGUGAACGUUGUCCAGUUGUAUGGGAAUUUUUACUGAAUAGGGAUGAUGAUGAUGAUAAUAAUAAUGAUAAUAAUAAUUACAUACGAAAAAAAACACUACGUGACGAUAUUGUAUUACAAUAUCCAAAUGCUAAAUUAAUACAUUUUAAUGCACAUGUAAAACCAGAGUACUUUUUUCCUACUCCAUUAAGAUUUCCAUUACCUUUUGAUAAAUCCGAUGAAUAUCAUUCAACUAUUCAAUUAUCGAGGAAAUAUUUUCAAUUGUAUUAUCAUUUACGAAGUAUGAGUCGAUAUUGUUUCCUGUAAAAAAAGAAUGAUCGAAAAACACCCGCUUAUUAUUAUUAUUGAAAACUGUAUAUUUUCUAGAAUUUUUUCUUUCAGUAUUGUAGUUUCAUAUCGGUUUUUCAAGUUUUCUACUUUGAUUAAGUAAAAUAAAUUAAAACAUUGAAGUGAACAACUAC